Messenger RNA from Nicotiana attenuata, 2263 nucleotides. Its product is annotated as vacuolar protein-sorting protein bro1-like. The transcript is spliced from 5 exons. The coding region runs from base 285 to 1781 and encodes 498 amino acids. The record is from RefSeq and is a predicted model, not a curated record. NCBI's taxonomy places the organism in Eukaryota, Viridiplantae, Streptophyta, Magnoliopsida, Solanales, Solanaceae.
UACGCCAUUUUAGCAAAACAACAAAAGCUGUCUGCUUUUCUCACUAACUAAGAACAGUUGCUUUGCAGUAAGUGAACUUUACUCUUCCAACUUCCUACUUCCAUCCUAACCCUAACCCUAACCCAAGAGAAAAACACACACACACACAUAUUACCACUCUUUAAAGGAAUUUUCUCUCUUUAAUUUCUCCAAGAACAGGGGGAAAAAAAGAAGCCAUGGAUUCUUUGUGUCGAAAUGGAGAUUAGGAAAAGGGGAGCAAACCCACAUUGGUAUUACUAUUCCCAAUGGGGAAGGGAGAAGAAGAGCAACCAGUAGGUACUUCAUUGGAUGCACAGAGUACACACCAAAAUGCAGAGAAUAGGUGCAGGGGAUGCAGUAGGUUAAAGGGGUUGUUGAGUUUUAAAUGUGUAUUUGUAUUGCUGCUUGGCAUGGGAGUUUUGCUUUCUGCUAUUUUCUUAUGGCCAUUUUUCAAGAAUGGAGAUCUGGGGUAUCUGGAUCUUGACAACAAGUAUAAAGGUCAUGAUAUAGUUGCCAGUUUCAUGCUUGAGAAGCCAGUUCUCUUUGUGAAGGAUUAUAUUGUGCAACUUGCAGAUGAUAUUUUUGAUGAAAUAAGUGUUUCCAAUACUAAAGUGGAGAUAAUAUCAUUAGAAAAUAUAGCUGGACCGUACAUAACGGAGGUUGUCUUUGCAGUUGAUUCUGCAGUGAAAAAUAUAAGGGUCUCUCUAACUGCUCUAAGUUUAGUCAGGUCGGAAUUUGAAACUGUGCUUACUGGCCAAUCAGCUCUGCACUUGACAGCAUCUUUGUUUGGCGAUCCGUUUUCCUUUGAUGUGCUGAAGUUCAGAGGAGGGAUUACUGUGAGCCCUAAACAGAGCGGAUUCCUCAUGCAGCAAGUCCAGAUUCUUUUUAACUUCACCUUGAACUUCUCUAUUGAUGAAAUUCAAGAUAAUUUUCAUGAACUAACAAGCCAGCUCAAAUCAGGCUUACAUCUUUCAUCAUAUGAGAACUUGUAUAUCAGCUUGACAAAUACAAGAGGUUCAACGGUGGAUCCUCCCACUAUUGUUCAGUGCAAAGUUCUUUUAGCAGUUGGGAUAAAUUCCACCAGGUCAAGGUUGAAGCAGUUGUCCCAGACCAUCGGUUCUCAUUCCGACAACCUUGGCCUCAAUAACACCGUAUUUGGAAGGGUUAAACAAGUUAGCCUGUCUUCUUUUCUACCGCAUUCUCGCGGUGGUGAUAGUGGUAGCCCUUCACCUUCUCCAGCUCCUCUACCUCACCAUCACCAUCACCACCACCACAAUCGAGAUUCAAAUCUCGCUCCUGCAACAUCACCUGCUCCAAGAGUUGAGAAAGGUGGAUCUAUUAGCAGGAAAGUUUCACCUGUACCCGUACCUGCACCAGCAUCUGAUACAGUACUUGCACCUGCCCCUACAAAGCCCAAGAGUCAUGAGGCCCAGCCUCCUUGUCAUUUUGGGAGAUAUCCAAGAAAGGCGAAGAGUCGCCCGCAUAUGGUUCCUGCUCGAGCACCAGUCCGUGCACCUCAUAUUACUCCAUCGCCACACCAGCAAAUACAUGCUCCAACUCCGAUGCCACAUGGACUCGCUGCAUCAAGUCCAUUGCCCAAUGUAGUAUAUGCUCAUGUUCAGCCUCCGCCAAAGAGUAAUUCUGUUGCAGAGCCUCCUGACAGAUUUACUUCAGCUUCACCCCUGCCAUCUUCAUCUUCCAAAGGGAUUCAUUCUUCAAAAUUCUGGACUCUCCUGCUGUUUUUACUUGUACUACAUCCAUAGCAGCUGGAGGAGGACAACUAUUUUUUGUCACAACAAAAUUUGCCUCUAAAAACGAGUUCACGUCAUUCCAUCCAGGCAAAGAGACAAACUUCAGGAGUUUGCAGAGAGAGCAAUGCCAAAAGGGCAUCCUUCAUGCUUGGAUGAACAUAUGUUGUUCUUAUACUUUUGUAAAUAUUUCUAUGAAGAUUCAGCGAUGAGAUGCAUUUUCAGGUCUAAGUCAUAGCGAUGACAGGCCUGCGAUGACGUGCAUUACCACUGUUAUGUAUCAUCCCUCUUGCAUAAACAUACGGAGGGAAAAUCACAGCCAACAAAUGUAUAAUAGUCCUUUUUGCUCCUAUUAUCUCCCAAAUCUAUCAUCUAUGAUCCUUAGUUCUAGUGAAUGACAGUUUGUCCUUACUAUGUCAUUUGCAGACUCUACUUCUUGGUUGUACUUGUGAAAAAUAUGGUCUUUCAGGUAUCAUUAUAAGAUGGUUCACCACAAA